This is a messenger RNA of Xiphias gladius (swordfish), 3020 nucleotides long. RefSeq names its product proline rich 5 like (gene prr5l). Lineage: Eukaryota; Metazoa; Chordata; Actinopteri; Istiophoriformes; Xiphiidae. The coding region runs from base 523 to 1548 and encodes 341 amino acids. The record is from RefSeq and is a predicted model, not a curated record. Gene Ontology annotation, biological process: TORC2 signaling. Gene Ontology annotation, cellular component: TORC2 complex. The transcript has 10 exons.
CUGGUUAGCUUGUUUAGCUUGUUAGCCGCGGGCUGUUGAAUAAAACCAGAAGCGGCAGUUGGUCUCGGUUCCAGUAGAGACCGGCGAGACGUGCGCUCGGGGUCCGUGUGUGUGGGUCUCCGGCCGGGGGGACGUGGUCCGACACUGAAGCGGCUCUUGGCUUUCGGUUUGUUCGCCGCAGAAACCGGAGCGAUGCCGCAGCCGAGGCGGAGGCGGAGCUGCCGUCGGUGCUGAGCGGCGAGUCCUCGCGUCUCGUCGUCCCCCGUGAGGACCCGGGACGCUGCCGUUCGUCGGCGGGAGACGGAGAAGUGAAGCCACUCCGCACAGUUUCAACUUGACGGACCGGAGCCGGUCAAGCAGUCCUGGUUUGGUUUGUCUGGCGGGCCUACGGCAGCAGGGUUUUGACGGGCGGCUGGUGGAGCUUGAUGCCACCACAGGGGACGUUUGUGUCUGAGCUGAAGUCAUCGUUUUCAGGCAAAGGGGAAGAAGUCUGGGUGGAGCCGAGGUCGGCAGACAGAGUGCAUGAUGGGAUCUUUCCGGCGUCCCAGGCCUCGGUUUAUGAGUUCUCCGGUUCUGUCGGACCUCGCCCGGUUCCACGCCAGCUCGCCCGCUCUACAGAUCUCCAACACCAGCGUGUGGAACAGCGUCCAAUCAGCUGUGAUCAAGGUGUUCCAGGGUGGAGCUCUGCAGACUAACGAGCUGUACACGCUUAACGAGAGCAUCAGGUGGCUCCUUAAAACCGAGAUGGGCUCCUUCAUCACUGACUACUUCCAGAACCAGCUGCUGACUCGAGGUCUGUCUGAAGUCCUGGAUCAGAUCCUCCCCCACUCCGGUGACCACCAGCUCGUCGUCCUCGCGGACAUGUGGGACAGAUUCUUCACCGAGACACUGCCCACCCUGCAGGCCAUCUUCUACCCUGUCCAGGGCCAGGAGCUGACAGUGAGGCAGAUGGCUCUGCUGGCCUUCAGAGACCUGGUGCUGUUGAAGCUCCACCUAGAGGAAACUCUGGGAACUGCUGCCUCCGUCCCCCCACCUGUUACACAGAUGCUGCUGGUGCUGCAGGGUAUCCACGAGUCCGGGGGUCCCAGUAUGGAGUAUUACCAGUUGGAGCGUCUGGUGGAGAUCGUCGUGUCUCCGUACCUCAGCAACGUCCUGCACAACAGAAACCAGCUGCUGUUAGAUUCCCGCCAUCUGCGGUCGUCGGGGUCGCUGCUCGGCGACCAGCCGGAGAUCACCAUCACCCAGCACCACAGCUCCUCGGACUCGUCGUCUCUGGCUCCCCUGGUGGAGCAGGAGGGCGAGGCCUACCUGGAGAAGGUGGGGGGCGUGCGGCGCCACACGGUGGCCAACGCACACUCCGACGUCCGGCUGCUGUCGGUGUCGGGCAGGAUUCAUGCCGGGACAGAGAAGGACAACGUGGUGAGACGCGGGGAGGGCUGCGUGAGUUUUUUGGUAGGGGGUGGGCCGAUGAGUCCCAGGCCCUUCUCCAGCCAACCGGACAUGGUGGAGACGCCGAGGGGAGACGUUAUCUGCCUUCCUAACAGCUAGCUGGAGCGGAUUCACGAGACAAUGCGGACAUGCCAUACAAGAGUCAGACGUUGUGGGCAUCAAAAAACAAGGCAGAAAAGAAAAUAACAGGAUGUGAUCAGAAAGAAGCUGACGGGAUAACAAACUACAGGACGGCAGAGAAAUAAUGAGACUGAAGAGGAAAUAAAAAGACAAGAUGGGACGAGAAAACCAGGUAGAACUGGACGGAAACCGCAGGACGGGACGGAAGAGGACACGAGUAGUAACAGGCAGUAAAACCGCAGCUGCAAACUCGUCACCUUUUGGUGAAUUUAGCUGUUCACCUGAUCGCUGCAGGUCCAAUCAAAAAUCAGUCGUAACUCGGCUAGAUCUGAACACACAGACAUGAAAGGCAUAUUUUUAGAUUCCCAAGGACAUCGUUACCUCUGGUGUCCAUUGUGAAGAAACGUCCAUAAACCCCGAAUCAUAGAAAAAAGAUGCUCCUUAAUUCCUGCAGAACCUGCCUGAGAAUCUUCAGGUUUGUAGGUUUCCCUCAGCAUCACAGUGAUCCAGUGAUGUUCGUGUGUACAUCCAGGACUACGCUGAGACCAGGAGCUGCUCUCAGGCUUUGACAGGGCUACUGUGUGUGUCAGUCAAAUCCGGCAAAUCAGACGCUUGCUUGAGCGCAUGUGUGUGACGCCCAACGGUUAAAAGCGGUGCCUAACGAAACCUAGUCGUAUUCGUUGGUAAUCGUACUCGAGCGGUGUAGACGACGGGGUCUGACGCGCCCGUUGUUUUCUGUGUAAAGUCCUACCCAGCAGCGGCGUCUACACGCACGUUAAUUCUCCAAAAAGGCAGCGGUAUCGUCACGUUCGCUCCCCAGAUGGACACAUCUGGGCCGCUGCGCUGUCAGCGUGGAGCAUCUGAUGUUGCUGCGGCGGACGGGUACAUAGCUGGACCUAGACCACAAGCACGUGAAGUCUCUGUACAGGUGAUCAGGGCUGCAGCUUUCUCAGUUAUUAGGUUACGUCGGAGGCCAAGGUGAAGUCGAGUGACUCAACAUAUGUAAGUUACAAUGGUAUAAAAUGCAUUUCAUCACCAAGAAUGAUGCACCGGAGGGGAGGGGGGGUACGCUCACCUUUUUCUCCCCACUUGAGUUUGCAGCUUUGGUAAAUGAAAGGACAGGAAAGCAAAAAAAAAACGACGAGAAAAGCAGAAACCACGGAGCAGGAAACGAGAGGAAACAGGACAGGAAACAGGACAGAGGACGUGUUGGUACCAAACUCAUCCUGUCCCACAGCUCCCAGCGGGAAGACGAGCUCUGUCUCUGGAACUUUGCUGGAAAGACUGCCAGCAGUACUGAUCCAGGAUCAGGCUCUUUGUCUUCAGUAUUGUACAAUUCCCGUGGACAGAACCAGACCGCAGGUCCUGGAUCUGCUCUGACCUGUCCUCAGGUCAUGUAAAUAUGUUCUUUUUAGGAUGCCACUGAACAAUAAAGAUGAUUCUGAAACGAA